Scleropages formosus (Asian bonytongue) is the source of this 4363-nucleotide messenger RNA. It is a transcript of the gene atp13a1, whose product is annotated as ATPase 13A1. Gene Ontology annotation, molecular function: ATP binding; ATP hydrolysis activity; ATPase-coupled monoatomic cation transmembrane transporter activity. Bases 158 to 3721 code for a protein of 1187 amino acids. Lineage: Eukaryota; Metazoa; Chordata; Actinopteri; Osteoglossiformes; Osteoglossidae. Gene Ontology annotation, cellular component: endoplasmic reticulum membrane. The record is from RefSeq and is a predicted model, not a curated record. Gene Ontology annotation, biological process: extraction of mislocalized protein from ER membrane; transmembrane transport; intracellular calcium ion homeostasis. The transcript is spliced from 25 exons.
CUUACGUACGCGGAAGCUGCCGUGUGUGUGAGGGGGGAAAGCGAUUACCGACAGGGAACGCCGGACUCCUGGACCGUGAGGGAACUCUGUUCGCCAACACCGCUUGCCAGGGGAGGCGGAGAGCUGGGAGGGGGCUACAGAAAGGGGACGAACGACCAUGAACGACGCGAAGAAGCCGGCGAACGUGGCCGCGGACGGGACUUGGGGACGAGCGGAGGUGAACGUGAGCUGCGCUCCGGACGAGCUCGUCAGCUCUGUAUCGCUGUACCGCCGCAGGCCGCGGCUGCUGCACGGCACCGUGCUCCCGUUCCUCGCCGUGCUGUACCCGGCCUGGGUGUACACGUGGCUCGUCGUGUACGGUGCCACCGAGUAUCCAGAGGCCGGUCUCUUGGCGCUCGCCGCCAUCGGGAUCGCGCACGUCCUCACCGCGCUGUCGGGAUACUGGUCCGUGCACGCGCACUGCUGGCUCACCUGCGCUAAGGAGCCGGACCCAAGGAAAGCUACUCUUGCCAAAGUCGUUCCCACUCCAAACAACGGCUCUGCUGAGCUCGUGCUUCUCCAGAGAGAUCAGGACGAGGAUGGGACAACGAUCCUCUCUUUCGAGUUCCAGAAGAUCCGCUACGUGUUUGACGGCAUGGAGCGGAAGCGCUUCAUGCCUGUUGCGUUCCCGAUCUCCCACCCCAUGAGAUACUUCCAGAUGUGGCGCGGCUACCAGGAGGAGGUGGAGUUGCGGGCCGCUGAGAAGCGAUACGGGACAAACCGUGCAGAGAUGGUGGUGCCUGACUUCCUGGAGUUGUUCAAGGAGAGGGCCACCGCUCCCUUCUUUGUGUUCCAGGUGUUUUGCGUCGGUCUGUGGUGCUUGGACGAGUACUGGUACUACAGCGUCUUCACGCUCUUUAUGCUGGUCGCGUUCGAAGCCUCUCUGGUCCAGCAGCAGAUGAGGAACAUGUCGGAAAUCCGCAGAAUGGGCAACAAGCCCUACAUGAUCCAGGUGUACAGGAACAGGAAAUGGAGACCAGUGUCCAGUGACGAGUUGGUCCCAGGGGACAUAGUUUCCGUAGGGCGGUCUCCUCAGGAAAACCUGGUUCCAUGUGAUGUCUUGCUGCUCAGGGGCCGCUGCAUUGUGGACGAGGCCAUGUUGACAGGGGAGUCAGUCCCACAGAUGAAGGAGCCAGUGGAGGAUUUGGACUCGGAACGGGUGCUGGACCUGCAGAUGGAUUCACGGCUACAUGUCAUUUCUGGCGGGACCAAGGUCGUCCAACACACCCCACCACAGAAAGCCAGCGCUGGUCUCAAACCUGUGGACAAUGGUUGUGUGGCCUAUGUGCUGAGGACGGGAUUCUACACAUCUCAGGGGAAGUUGCUGAGGACUAUUCUCUUUGGAGUGAAGAGAGUUACAGCCAACAACCUAGAGACCUUCAUCUUCAUUCUUUUCCUCCUGGUGUUUGCCAUAGCAGCAGCUGUCUACGUGUGGGUUGAGGGAACAAAGGAUCUCAGCAGGAACAGGUACAAGCUGUUUCUGGAGUGCACACUCAUCCUCACCUCUGUGGUCCCACCUGAGCUGCCCAUUGAGCUCUCACUGGCAGUUAAUACCUCCCUCAUCGCGUUAGCCAAGCUCUAUGUUUUCUGCACAGAGCCCUUCCGAAUCCCAUUUGCAGGCAAGGUGGAGAUCUGCUGUUUUGACAAGACUGGCACACUGACCAGCGACAGCCUGGUUGUGCGGGGCGUGGCUGGGCUCAGGGAAGGUAAGGAGGUGAUGCCUGUGUCUGAGAUCCCAGUGGAAACGCAUCGAGUGGUGGCCACCUGCCAUUCGCUGGUUACCCUUGACGACGGACAGCUGGUGGGCGACCCAUUGGAAAAGGCCAUGCUCACAGCAGCCGAUUGGACCCUUACUAAAGAUGAGAAAGUGUUCCCUCGCUCCAUUAAGACACCGGGCCUGAAAAUCCACCAGCGCUUCCACUUUGCCAGCGCCCUCAAGAGGAUGUCUGUUUUGGCCUCUUACGAAAGGCUGGGCUCAACAGAGCUCUGCUAUAUCUCCACUGUGAAAGGAGCACCAGAAACUCUACGGGUGAUGUUUUCCGAGUGCCCGAGUACCUAUGACAGGGUGCACAGAGAGAUGUCCCGUGAAGGAGCUCGGGUUUUGGCUCUGGGCUACAAGGAAAUGGGACACCUGACUCACCAACAGGUGCGGGAAGUGGGCCGCGAGGCUCUGGAAUGCGACCUCCGCUUUGCUGGGUUCAUGGUGGUCUCCUGCCCGCUCAAGAACGACAGCAAGGCAGUCAUCCGGGAGAUCCAGGAGGCAUCGCACCAUGUGGUGAUGAUAACAGGUGACAACCCACUGACUGCAUGCCACGUGGCCCGAGAGCUGCACUUCAUCCAGAAGGAACAUACUCUAAUAUUGGGACCAGGUCGCACAGAGGGGGAGUGGCAGUGGGAGUCCAUAGAUGGCAGUGUGACCAUGCCUCUCCACCCUCCCUCUGUGAAACUGCUGAUCAGUCAGUACGACCUGUGUAUGACGGGGGAGGGGCUUGACCACUUAACCCUGGAGCCCUGCCUACUCCAGGUCCUGCUGCCCCAUGUGCGCGUUUUUGCCAGGGUCAGCCCCAAGCAGAAGGAGUUUGUCAUCACCAGUCUGAAAGGCCUGGGCUUUGUGACACUGAUGUGUGGGGAUGGAACCAAUGAUGUUGGUGCUUUGAAACACGCCCAUGUUGGGGUGGCACUACUUGCCAAUGCUCCUGAGCGCAUACCAGAGAAGAAGAAGAGAGGCCGGGACAAAGAGUCCACUGCUGGGGACACCAGGCCCUUCCCGCCCAUAUCAGCCUCUGGGGCAAAGCUCAGCUCCCGGGCGGCCAAGCAGAGGAUCAUGGCCCAGAGGGAAGAGCAACUUGCUGUCCAGAAGGAGAGGAUCAGUCAGGUUCUGCGGGAGCUGGAGGAAGAUCAGAUGCAGGUGGUGAAGCUGGGAGAUGCCUCCAUUGCUGCACCCUUCACCUCCAAACUGUCCUCUAUACAGUGCAUCUGUCACGUGAUCAAGCAGGGCCGCUGUACGCUAGUGACCACGCUGCAAAUGUUCAAGAUCCUAGCGCUGAAUGCGCUGGUGCUAGCCUACAGCCAGUCCGUGCUCUACCUGGAAGGGGUUAAGUUUAGCGACUUCCAGGCCACUCUGCAGGGCCUCCUGCUGGCUGGCUGUUUUCUGUUCAUCUCCAGGUCAAAGCCCUUGAAGACACUGUCUCGAGAGCGCCCCCUACCCAACAUCUUCAACCUCUACACUGUACUAACAGUACUGCUGCAGUUUGCAGUUCACUUCUGCAGUCUGGUCUACUUGUAUCAUGGUGCACAAAGCAGGAGUCCUCCCAGGGAGGAGCAGUUUGUGGACCUGUACAAGGAGUUUGAGCCCAGUCUCAUCAACAGUACUGUGUACAUCAUGUCUAUGGCCAUGCAGAUGGCCACUUUCGCUAUUAACUAUAAGGGCCACCCCUUCAUGGAAUCCCUGACUGAGAAUCGGCCCCUGCUCUGGAGCAUCGUCUUGUCCGGCCUGGCCAUCGUGGGGUUGCUGUCGGGCUCCUCUCCAGAAUUCAAUGAGCAGUUUGCCCUUGUUGAGAUCCCCACUGAGUUCAAGUUUGUGAUCGCCCAAGUCCUUGUGCUGGACUUUGUCACCGCCCUACUGGUGGACCGAGUACUGCAGUUCCUUCUGGGCAAAGGAACCCUGAGACUGCCUUCCUGAAUUGUCAUUACUGCUGCUCCCAGACAACUUGUGCUCUUAGCAAUGGGACUGUGGAGAGGAGGGGAGAGAAAGGGAGGGAAGGAAAAGGGAGGAACUGGCACGAGCCUAAACUCAGAAGAGCUGAGACAUGCUGGCAACCAGGCGACAGGAUCCUUCAUGUGUUGCGCCUUUUCUCUUUUUCAGCCUUACGUGUGUGCUGUUUUCUCAUUUGCUUUCUCAUCAUUUGUUUUCCCCUCAGUCCUUACCUUCCUCCCUGCCCCUGUCUGUCUAACCUGUUUUUGCUGUGUCUCUCCUGCUCUGUUCCUGCUUUCACUCUUCUCCUCCUCUUCCCUUUUCGUCACUCUACAGCAAGCCAAGAAGACAGCAGUAUUGUGCAGAGCGCGUGUAUGCGCUUGCGAGGAGGUUCACCUGUGUCACCAUGAAGGUGCGUGGUUGACCGGGGCCAUUUGCCACAAGAAAGGCCAAGUGUUUCUAUUAUUGUCCCCUCUGUUUUGUUUAAAAAAAAAAGACUUAUAAAGACCAAAAAACAAUAUCCCUGAGUGAUCUGUGUUUUCCAAAUAGUUCUUUUGUUUUCCCCUACACAGAUUCUUCAAAAAAAGCAUGUUUAGUAUUUCAAAGAGGUGUGCUGGAGGAACUGGAGAU